AUGGAUUACAUUAAAGCUGAGGUUAUAGGCAAGUAUAAUGACCUUAAAGAUACCCUUAAGCAAUGGCGAAGACUUGUUGAACAAACUUUAGUCUUAUCUUGUGUAAUUUUAACUGCUUUAAUGGUAUGGAAAUUUGCAAUAUAUGCCACGGGGACUGAUUCACCAGUAGUUGUAGUUCUUAGUGGUAGCAUGGAGCCCGGGUUUGUUCGUGGAGAUUUGCUUUUUCUUAAGAAAAACAACACUAUCAAUGCGGGAGAUAUUAUUGUGUUCAAGAUUGAUCAAAGGGAAAUUCCCAUUGUACAUCGUGCGAUGAAUGUACAUAAAGAUAUCAAUGGACUCUACUCAAUAUUGACCAAGGGAGAUAAUAACAAUGUUGAUGAUCGUAGUUUGUAUAGGAAUAGACAAAGAUGGUUAAAGUGUUCUCAUGUUUUGGGAACUACCUUAUACAAAUUGCCAAAAUUGGGAAUGUUGACUAUUCUUCUAAAUUCAAAUCCGAAAAUUAAACUUAUAGCCAUAUGCCUAAUCAUCUUUGCCAUCGCAUCAACGAGCUAG
This is a messenger RNA of Babesia microti strain RI, 552 nucleotides long. Its product is annotated as signal peptidase, endoplasmic reticulum-type. The transcript has 3 exons. Bases 1 to 552 code for a protein of 183 amino acids. Gene Ontology annotation, cellular component: membrane; signal peptidase complex. NCBI's taxonomy places the organism in Eukaryota, Apicomplexa, Aconoidasida, Piroplasmida, Babesiidae. The record is from RefSeq and is a predicted model, not a curated record. Gene Ontology annotation, molecular function: serine-type endopeptidase activity.